AUGGGGGCAGCAUGCUCAAGGAAGAGAGAAAGCCAAAUCGAUGGGGAUGGUCUGAGAAGAGCGGUGUCAAAAAAGUAUGGGAAGAGUGCCAGUUGGAAAUGGCUGCUGUAUCCAAGUCCUCACUCUUCCUCAGUUGUAUCAAAGGGGGAAGGCAACCGAAGUCCGUCCCUAAUGGAAUUGUGCGCUCGUAGAAUUCGUGAGGUCCGUUUCACCCAACUUUUUUGGAUUUUUUUUCCUUUCUGUAAUGCAGAUCACGGAUGAUUUUCUUCUCACCUUGUCUGAUGUGACAUUGGGUCUGCAUUUUUUUCAUUGUUACUAGGAUAUCAAGAUGUAUAGAAGUUUUUCAAUGCUGCCUAGGGAUAUCAGCCAGCAGAUAUUCAAUGAAUUAGUGGAGUCUCACUGCCUUAUGGAGUCCUCUCUUGAAGCAUUUCGAGAUUGUGCGCUCCAGGUAAUAUUUUCGUUAUCCUUUCCUGGUUGAUUCAGCCUAAAGUUAUUAUCCUGGGGAUUUUGUUGUGGAGACCUGAUCAUCAUUAUGCUCCAUCAUACGAUUCUGCUUUUGUUUCAAAAUAUUCAUGGUAGCAUAAUGUCAUCAUUAUUUAAUGGAAAAAUUACCAUAAAUUAUACGGUUUUGCUUUUCUUUAAAAAUAAUUUAACAUUAUGGUAAAUUAUUUUUAUAAUUUACCAUAAUGGCCUGAGAAGCUAUUGUGCCCCAUUGUUCCUGAGAUUAACUCUUUUUUAAAGAAAAUGAAGGGUUUCUUACAGUGAUUCUCCGUUCUUUCUGAUAUUUGAUUUUCUUUCCAAUGGUAGAAUCUCGGUCAAUUUUAUGACACUCGCAAUAAUUAAUUUGAAAGAUACAGCCUUCUUCUUUGUAAUGAAGAAGAAAAAAGAAAAAGGAUCAAUAACUGACUACCUACGUAUUCUGCUCUCUGAAAUUUUUUCUUUCUCUGCACAUAAUCCACUGUCAUGGAUCUGUAUGUUAUGAAUGAUUGAACUUCAAUAGAUUACUAACAUCUGUAGUAGGUUACAAUUUUUUUAUGGAGAAGUUGCUGAUAAGUUAUAUUUUCCAACAACUCUAGGGCCUUGUUUGUAUUGGUACAGGAUACUGGACGAAAUAUACUAGAUUCUUAUAUAUUUUUUCCAGGAUAUUCAUUUGGGAGAAUGCAUUGGAGUGAAGGACAGCUGGAUGGACUGUAUUUCCUCACAGGGAGGAUCAUUGUUGUCUCUUGAUAUUUCGUGUUCAGAUGUAACAGACAUUGGACUGCAUCUUCUCAGAGCCUGUACAGGGCUUCAAAUGUUAUCAUUUGACUCUUGUGAACAAAUUUCAGACAAGGGAAUUCUACUCUUAUCCGGUACUCUCCAUCUCGUCAAUUUUUGCUGCACAUUUUAAUAAUUUUUAUUUCUCCGAAAAUUUUAUUUUCUUCAGUUUCAAAAUGGAAAGACUGAUUAACCGAAAUAUUGAUAGAUUAUAGUCAACUGCUGCUAAAUAGAAUUCUUGAAAUUUUUUUCCAGGUCUGUCAAAUUUGACAUGUUUGAGUUUAAAAAGAAACAAUGGUAUCACAGCAGAAGGAAUGAAAACAUUUACAAACCUUGUUAACUUGGAAAAUUUGGACCUUGAAAGGUGUUCAAGGAUUCAUGGUGGACUUAUUCACUUAAAAGGUUCAUAUUUGACCUAUUGCAGUUGAUAUUUUCAAAUUUUUAUCUUGGGUCUAUUUCUUGAUUGCACCCAUUUUGUGGUCUGUAGAUUUUAUUAGACGAUUACUUGGAUUUGAUUAUUCCAAAUUUUGAACUAUACGUUUUUUUGUGAACCGUGUCAUACUUGAGUAAAUACUUAAUCCAAAUACUUGAGUAAAAAAAAUUCUCUAUAUGGUAAUACUGAUUGGUGAAAGUAAAAAUGUAUGUUUUUGGACAUGCAUGAGACAGGCACUUAUGCAUUAUAGGGAAAUCAGUCUCACUCAUAAGGUAUAACUUGAGCGAAGAAAACUCUUGUUAGCUGCUUUGUAUGCUUUAAAGGGCGUGGAAUUGCAUUUAAUCUUUAGAAUGAAGUCGUGGCUGAUCGAUUUUUCAGCAUGUGGAAUGUAAAAGUCAUCAUAUUUUCGAAUAUGAUGAAAAUUGAGUUUUUGGUCAUGUUUUGACAUCUUUGUUUGGCAGUUUAUUUAAGAUAAAAGACAAAUAUUGUGGUGCAUCUGUUUUUUGGUUGGUAACAACGUUAUAUUCACUAAUAGUUUCUUUUCUUGACAGGCUUAACGAAGCUUGCAUCUCUCAACAUUAAAUGUUGUAACCGUAUAUCAGAUGUAGACAUGAAAGUUCUCUCAGGUAGUUUCUAUGUAGACUCUUUAUGGAAUAUGCCAGAUUUGUCUUUGAUAUGAUUAACUUUAUUUAGGAUUUUAAAAAAUUCCGUGUUUGAUGAUACAUGCUGUGGAACAUGCAGUUGUUUUAAUGAAUUUUCAUCCAUAAAAAUGUGUUCUUGCAAUGGAUCUUAUAUUCCUGUCAUGCAAUCCUUCUGCUACCUUGGAACUAAGAAAAAUCCAUUCCUUUCCUGAUUCCAUCUUUGGUCAUCACAAAAAGAAUUCUGUGUUUCUUUUGUAAGAUGAUGGUUAACUAUUUUAACUUACUUGUAGGACUCACCAACUUAAAAGAGUUGCACUUAUCAUUUAACAAGGUUACAGAUGAUGGUGUUGCGCAUCUCAAAGGUACUUAUUAACUCUUUGACAUCUGUUUAUUACUUUUUGACCUGUUCUCAUGAAUGUAAUAUUGUUUUAGUACUCCAUUUCGAAAGCUUUUAUAUAAUUUCUAUGUAGUCAUUCGAAUUCACCAUGUUCAUGCAUGUUUGCUCGGCUUGGUGUCUCAUUGUAGGUUUGUCUAAGCUUACACUACUUAAUUUGGAGGGGUGUCCUGUUACUGCUGCCUGUUUAGAGUCAAUUGCAGGUUUUGAACUUAUUUUUACCCUUUUUCUUAUAUUGUUUCAUUUAUGCUUAUUUUUUGAAGUUAAUAACACAAAAUGCUAUGGGAUGAUAAGAUUUCAUGUCACACAAAUUUAACUAUCGAUUUUAUGACAUUAUUCUCAAUUUUUCUUAUCAUCACUGAUUUGGUGUUUCUUUUCAGUUUAAUUCUGGGACCGUCGUGACCCAUAAGCAAAUCGAAAUAUUUGAGCAUCCUUUUUUUUCUUAUUUUAUAUGAAAAGUGGCCCAUUUAAAUUGAUUCUCAUUUGUUCGUUGUAUGCUGAUUAAUUUAUAUUCCUCUUGCUGAUAUUUUACAAUGUUCGUAUAUUUCACAUUUUCUAUUUUGGUGUGUUGUGUAUCAACAAAGAAUUUAUGAUCCCCCCAUGACCAUAUUCUCCAUAUUUCUUACAUCGUGUUGACACUCAUUUCAAAAUUUGCCAACUACAAGCCUGCCAAGAACUUUUGUCUUUUUAGAUUUAACUCUCUGAGUGGUGUUUCUGAUAACGUCCAAUUUCAUUAAUAAACGCACACAUUCCAUACAAAGAUUCACAUGCCAUUUGAUGUACUUAUUCCACCUAGGUGAUCAUUUCAGAGGGAUCAUUCCCGAGAGUAUGAUUGCUGUCUUUUUUGCUCAGUUGCUGAUAUUUAUAAUUUAAGUGGCUUGUCUGCAAUGUAGAGUAGUUUUCACACAUCUUCCUCUGUAUUCAAAAUGGGGUAAAUAUUACCUGUUCCCUUUUAGUGUUUUUUUUUUUUUUUUUUUUUUGUCGAAGAGAAAAAAUACACCAGUGAUUGAUUGAGGGGCUAGUGGCAAAUACAAGUUGUUGAUGGUCUCAGUUUCGUGCUCUGCUCGUUUUUUGGUCAGAUGAUUGCUUAGAAGCUUCUUUUCGUCCUUGUCAAGUGAGGCAGGAGUUGGUCUGCUAGACUAUUUAACAGUAAUUAAAACACUGCAUUCUGAUAUUAUUGUACUUUUACCAUGGCUUUUACUUCCCAAAUCUAUUGUGGUAUCCUCCCGUGUGCUUUUUCCUUUUGACAUCAUAUAUGAAUUCUGUAUUGACGCUGGUUGUGAUCUGAUGGAUAUUCUUGCGAUCGUUUGUUGUUUGUUGUCAUGGGCUUCUACCUUUUGAACAAUUUAGUUAAAAUUUUCCUUCAGUUAGGCAGUCAUAGGCUAGGAAACGCUAGCUUUUCCUUCUUUUAUUCAGUGCGUAUUACAUUUUAGCUUAAAUAUGCUGUUAGUUUUCUCACAGGUCCGUUUCUUGGAUCCUUAGUCUGUGUUUUUCUCUUUAACAGCUGAAAACCCAUUUUGCUUGUUGGCAUAUGCAGGGCUUCUUGCACUCUCUUAUCUAAACCUCUGUCGUUGUGUGAUAUCUGAUGAUGGCUGUGAGAAUUUAGCUAGUGAGUUUCGAUUUCGUCAAACUUAAACUCAUUUUGAUUGUAAUUUACUCUUUUUUAGAGGAAAAGUCAGGUAUGAGAUUGGUCAAAGAAAGAUUUAUUUAGGAUAUUUUCUUCUAAAAAUCAGGGUAAUUUAUACAUUUUGUGAUAGUUUUUUCUACUAUAAUUUAUUUCUAAAUGAUUAUAUUUUCAUCCGAAACUUACAUUUAAAUUUUGUAUCGCAGAGCUGGUAAAAUUGAAAACCUUAAAUUUGGGAUUCAACAAUAUCACGGAUAAAUGCCUAGCAUAUCUAAAAGGUAACUUGUGUGAUCAACUUUGACGCUUUUUGGUUUCAAUGGACGUCUACAUAAACAGUAUCACUCCUAUUGAAACUUGAAAUGAGCACUUUUAAGUGGGGAUAUGGACCCAAAAGUUAAGGACAUGAGAAUUUCGUUUAGAGUGAAUGAUUCAUCAUUUAAUAUUGUGCUUACUCUUAGAGCUUCCUUUUUCCAAAAUUCAGAAAGCCAACUUAACAAGAUUCAUAAAGGACUGAGUCUGUUGAGAAGAUGAGAUUAUUGUGGACUGAAUCUGUUGUCAACAAAAUUGGAUUAACAAAGAAAAGAUUGUGAUUCCUACUCCAGUUCACUAAUGAAAGAAUUUCCAUGAUUUUAAUAUUUGAACUUCGUUUAUCUAAUUGAGUUUCCAAGUCAUUUACUGCUGCUCUAACUAUACUUUUUGGGGUCCAGCAACUAAUUGUCUAGGAAGAAACCAUAUUUUGGCUGUUCAAUGCACUGCGUUUGGUUCUUUUGUUCAUAAGAAGUGUGAUGACUUUUAUUCUACUGGUUCUCAACCUUUGCUCGUUUCAGGCCUAGUACUUUUGGAGAGUUUGAUCUUGGAUUCUUGCCAGGUUGGCGAUGAGGGAAUGGCUAACUUGAAAGGUUUGUCUUUGCCUUUGCAGUGAUUUUUUUCCUUAAUUUUGGUUCUAUUUUCCACCAUUUGUGUGCUUGAAUGUACUCCUGAAGCUUAAAUUGCAACUGCUGUAGACUAAUGCAUUGUGGUAUCUUUAACAUAAAUAAUUCCUUGAAAUGGGGAUUAUUUACUAACUAAUGCACUCUUGAUUUUAUAUUUUUUUAAUGAAAAGGUGGAUGUAGCCAAAUUUUUCUAGUAAUUUGUUUAGUCAUGGUCCAGAGGUGAGGAAGGAAUUGGAAAAUGAUUCACUAAGGAUGAACAGUUUCAUGAAAAAAAUAGAAUAAGUUAUGGUUAAAAAUUAAGAAUGACAUACAAUGAGGAUUGUAAUAUUUUUACAGACACACCUUCAAAGGUAUUUGAAUUUCUUGUAUUAAAUGAGAAAUCUGAAACUCUUUCGCUGAUCAGCAAUGGGAGAAACAGUAUGCACCAGAAAGGGUAGAACUGCUAGCAAGUACAUUGAUGUGUUAUUGGAGGGCUUACACUUUCUUAUCUUAUUCCUAUGGUAUUAAAAUAUCUAUAUAUAUGUAUACAAGCGCAAGAGUCCAAGAAGAGAAAAAAGGGCAAACAGAAAACAAGGAAAAGCUGUAUUAUGGACGACAUAAGAUGAGAAUUGUGAUAUUUUUAUGGACAUACCUUCAAAGGUAUUUGAAUUUCUUGUAUUAAAUGCUCAAAUGAGAGAUCUGGAACUCCUUUGCUGAUUAGCAAUGGGAGCAACCAUAUGCAUCAGAAAGGCAAUCGCUAGCAAGUACUUGAUGUGUUAUAAAGAAAGAGAAUUGGAGAGCUUACACACUCUUGUCGUAUUCCUAUGAUAUUAACAUAUCUGUAUAUAACUAUACAAGCGCAAGAGUCCAAAAAGAGAAAAAAGGGCAAUUGGAAAACAAGGAAAAGCUGUACUUAGAGUUAUGCGAUCUCUCUCCUAAUAGCCCUUUUUUCAAUCCCUUUUCCUAUGAGUGAUCAUGUAACAAGGAAAAUUAAGAAACCACAAGUGAUCAUGUUCUAAGAAUUUUCCUAUGAGUUCGCUAAUAGUUACACCAUUGAAGAAAUAAUUGGAAAGGACAGCUAUAGGAGAGGCACUGCUUUUAGUCGAAAUAUGUGCAAUUUGCUCAUGAAAGAUAGGAUUGCUGGUGAUUUGAAGAGUUCAGCUUUCAGAUUCGCCUGUAGUAACAAUCAAUGAAACCAUGCCAGAUUAUCUCUACAGAUGUAUCAGCCACAGGACACUUGUUGGCCUCAACGAUGAAAUUGGAGAUAACAGCCUGCCUCUUGUCCCUCUAGUAGACGAGGGAGGACCAUAUAAAGAUGCAAAAGCCUAUAGUAGUGCGAUGAUCGGAUGGACCUUCGACCGAAUCAGGAUCCAAAUAAGCACACAGCUCGAAAGUCACCAAGCAACAUAAAAAGAAAGUGAUGAAAGGUUGCACACGGAUAUCAAAUAACGAGGAAUAUGUGCAGAAGUAAGACUAAGGUGAGAGGGUUGGCAAAUUGGCUCAAGAUAUGCAUAACAGGACUAGUGACGUACACAAAGGUGUCAACUAGUUAGUGAUAGGAUGAAAGAGCCACCAAAGGUACAUCAGAGCGACAAAGCUUGAGGGGAAGCUCUAUUGUAGAGUCAUCUCUUGGAGUAUUGGACAGAGCUCCGUACUGAAGAAUGCCAUCAAUAUGUUUGUUGAGAGAAUAACUGACAACCAGUAGAAGAAGGAAUCUCACAUACUGAGGAAGUGGUGUAAAGGGUUCAAGGUUUGUCAUCUCAAACUAGUGAUGGAGAGAUAAAUGAGGUACUCUCAUAUAUGGUAAUUACUAUGUCAUAGAUAGAGAGAAGAAGAAUUGGAUGACUGCGACAAGAAGCACUUGCAAAGAAGGGAUAGCUGCAUUUUUCAAUCCCUUUUUUUAUCUCCUUCGGGCAAUUUUUUCCAAAAAUGAAAUAAAAUAUCAUUCACAUUUUCUGAAAUAUUGACAUUAUCCACUUCAUAUUUAGUAACCAAUUAUUCUUUUUCUUCACAUGAAAUAAUUGGAAAAUUUCUAGAUUCUCUAUGGUGGUUGUUUCUAGACAUUUAUUCUGCAUUGCUGGAUCUUAAAUUAUUAUUCUUAUGGUUUCUUUUUUGUCUGUUUGGUAUGCAUGUUCUCUACAUAGGUCUGGUUCUCCUGAAAACUCUUGAUUUGUCGGACACUGAGGUUGGAAGUGCUGGACUCAAUCAUCUCUCAGGUUUUGGAUCACCUCCUUGAUGGCAUGGAAUAUUGCUUAGAGUAGUUAUUUUAUUUUUUUUCUUUUUCUUUUGUAAAUUUUCCGGGUGUCUGGUUCGCUUCUAUUUCCAGAUUUGAGUUUAUCUUAGUGAGAUGAUAUUUUCAUUGCCAAAACCAGGGUCCAUUUCCCGAUGGUCUUCUGAAAAAUGAAAUCAUUCAAUUCGUCCACACCAUGUUUUCACCGCAGAACAAGCUUUUUUCCUUGGGCUUUUGUGGCUGACUGAACAAAACGAAGUGAUUCCUGAUCUGAGUGCAUGUAAUUUAAUUCGAAAAUGGUAGGAUCGUGUAAAUUAGGUGGAGACACCAGAUCAUUUCCAGUUUGCUUUCUUGCUGCGUACUGACCUAAAAGGAAAUUCGAAACCCAGAUAAUUAGCUCGUCUUCUGUAUAGAUGGCAUUGUAUGCGGACACUAUGAGACGUGACUAGUGGUACACUAGGAUUUAACUCUUUACUGAUGAACUAUUUAUUGGUACACUUGAAACAUAACCCAAAAAAUAGAAAGAGAAGUUGGGAGUAAAUCCUACUGGGACGAGACCAAAAGUUAAAAUGAGAUCCCCAUAAAUUCACAAAGUAAAAUUUCAAUUUAUUUAUCAGAGUAUGAGUCCCUUCUGAAGCCAUAACGGAUUUUCCAUGAUCCCACCCAACAUAAUGCAUGAAAGGAUCCUUGAAAAAUUGGGUUUUCUGAAAAUCAUUAUAAGUUACUCCAAUAUGUUUCAUUUUUGAAUAGCAGUGUGCUCGCUCAAAAAGGGUUCCAAAAGAUGUUGAUCGUAAAUAAGAGGAUGAUUUUCGGAGGAAAACAAAUAUGGAUUCGCAUUCUACUAUAUAAGAACUUUAUAGGAACCUAUAUAGUCUUGGAUUGUAUUUUGAAAAACAGUUGCUGAUGUCAUGCCUCAAUCAUUGACUAAUGUCGUUAGUUUAAUUUUUUUUUAGGUCUCUUCCACCUGGAGAGCCUCAAUCUCGGGUUUACGCUUGUCACUGAUGGUGGUCUGAGAAAGUUAUCUGGACUUACGUCUCUUAAAUCCCUGAAUCUCGAUGUUCGUCAAGUUACUGAUGCAGGAGUCUCGUCUCUUACCAGUAUGCACCACUGCUUGCCCUUCAUAUGCGUAUGCUUGUGUGUGUGUGUGUGUGUGCAUUUUUACUAAUUCCGAAGAGAAUAUUUUUUCCUCUUUUCAGAAAAAUAAAUGAUGUGUCAUGUUAAAUAUCUACCAGCUUUCGCUUGUUCCUCCAAAAUGUGUGCAUUCGAAGACCCUCUAAUUUGUGCCAAUAGAACAUCAACUUCGACUUGGUUUACGCCAUUGUAAAAUUUUAUAAAUAGCAUUUUAGAUCCAACCAUGUCUUGAAUGCCCGCACUUUCUUCAGAUCUUCACGUAUGCUUUUAUGAUGACUUGUAAGAAAGCUGUUGACCCACCCACAAUCCUGCAGGUCUUACUGGGUUGACGCAUCUCGAUCUCUUUGGUGCUCGGGUCACUGACCUUGGAAUGAGUUAUUUACGACGUGAGUGGAAGAACCUUUUCUUCUUGCCUUUAAAAUCCUGCAAAUCAGUCGAUAGUCUGAUCAUCAAAAUAUUUCUGUCUGUGCUUUCUGCUUCAUGUCAGGAUGUCGAGCACUUCAUUUUUUAUUUUUUAUUUUUUUCUGCGCGGCCUUUUAUAAUCCUGUUCCUCUUGUUUUGAAUAUAAUAUCCGCCUGAAAUAAAUCAGAAAAAUUGUGCACAUAUUUAUACAUGCAUAUGACAUAUGGAGAUUGAUAAUUUCGGUGGAACCUUCAUUCAUCGAUUGCGAGCAGAGUUGAAGGAUCUGCAGUCCCUCGAGAUCUGUGGAGGACUGAUCACCGAUGCUGGUGUGAAGAACAUCCAGGACCUCUCAUCGUUGACCCACCUGAACUUGUCGCAGAAUUCUGGGUUGACCGACAGGACUCUGCAGCUCAUCUCAGGUACACGACUGACCACUCACCUUCCCUCCUCCCCCGUCCUCUCCUUUCUCUCUCAUCCCUUUGUCAACGACGCCCAGGUUUGACCGGCCUGGUCUCCCUGAACCUGUCCGGGACCCGUAUCAGCAAUUCUGGGCUUGGGCACUUGAGGCCUCUGAAGCUCCUUCGGUCGCUGCAUCUCGACUCCUGCCGGGUGACCGUCCCCGAGAUGAAGAAGCUCCAACUGUCCGCCCUCCCCAACCUCGUCAGCAUCCGGCCGGAGUAG
Spirodela intermedia is the source of this 9701-nucleotide messenger RNA. Lineage: Eukaryota; Viridiplantae; Streptophyta; Magnoliopsida; Alismatales; Araceae. The record is from the annotation of a GenBank genome assembly.